Molecule: messenger RNA, 1206 nt
Organism: Prorocentrum cordatum
Lineage: Eukaryota; Dinophyceae; Prorocentrales; Prorocentraceae
Source: the annotation of a GenBank genome assembly
CUCGAACCCCAUCUAGGAGGCCUCUAAUUGUGUCUGAGGUGGGAGGAGCGUUCUCGCGCACCAGUACCCCAAAUGGGGGUCGGUGGACUACAAGAAGUUCUACGAGCAGUUCGGCAAGUGCCUCAAGUUGGGCGUGCACGAGGACUCCACCAACCGCACCAAGGUCGCGGAGCUUAUGCGCUACCACACCUCGAAGUCUGGCGACGAGACGAUCAGCCUGAAGGAGUACAUCGACCGCAUGAAGGAGGGGCAGAAUGACAUCUACUACAUCACAGGUGAGAGCAUCGCAGCAGUGUCGUCCUCACCCUUCCUGGAAACUCUGCGCAAGAAGGGCCUUGAGGUCCUUUACAUGACCGAUCCCAUCGAUGAGUACACCGUGCAGCAGCUGAAGGAGUUCGACGGUAAGAAGCUCAAGUCGACGACCAAGGAGGGCCUGGACCUCGAGGAUGAGGACGAGAAGAAAAAACUCGAAGAGAUGAAGGCGGAGUUCGAGCCGCUGACGAAGCUGAUGAAGGAGGUGCUGGGCGACAAGGUGGAGAAGGUGGUGAUCAGUUCGCGCAUGGCGGACUCGCCCUGCGUGCUGACGACCUCGGAGUACGGCUGGUCCGCGAACAUGGAGCGCAUCAUGAAAGCGCAGGCUCUCAGGGAUAACUCCAUGACCUCCUACAUGGUGUCCAAGAAAACCAUGGAGGUGAAUCCCAAACACUCUAUCAUGUCUGAGCUCAAGAAGAAGGCGUCCGCAGACAAGUCGGACAAAACCGUCAAGGACUUGAUCUGGCUUCUGUUCGACACGUCCCUCCUCACCUCAGGCUUCAACCUUGACGAGCCUACGCAGUUCGCAGGGCGCAUCCACCGCAUGAUCAAGCUCGGCCUCAGCAUCGACGACGACGACGAAGGCCUCGGUGACGACGAAGACCUGCCUCCUCUCGAGGAGGUCGAGGGUGCCGCAGACGAGGCAUCGAAGAUGGAGGAGGUCGACUAAAGAGCAGUUGGACCUUCACGAUACGACCUCGUACCUGUUGCACUCCACGCGGUCGGCGCUACCUAGUCGAUGGCCGCGUGGGGAUGUUCCGCGUGCUUACAGACGCGAUGCCAGAUUGGCACAGACGCGCAUCGGCGCGCAGGCAUCAUGGGAUGCAGGGAAACAUGCACCUCUCCUUCCUCUCCCUCCCCUCUGCUCUUCUCACCCUGCCUCUUCCCUCUGCC